Molecule: messenger RNA, 2697 nt
Organism: Dromaius novaehollandiae (emu)
Lineage: Eukaryota; Metazoa; Chordata; Aves; Casuariiformes; Dromaiidae
Gene: ST6GALNAC2
Product: ST6 N-acetylgalactosaminide alpha-2,6-sialyltransferase 2
Exons: 10
Coding region: 133-1344 (403 amino acids)
Biological process (GO): protein O-linked glycosylation
Molecular function (GO): alpha-N-acetylgalactosaminide alpha-2,6-sialyltransferase activity
Source: RefSeq, a predicted model, not a curated record
ACCCAGGGGAGCGGGGCCGGCGCCGGGGCUGCGAGGGGCGCGGGCGGCGGAGGCACCCGCCGAGUCGGCAGAGCCCCGCGAAGGGUCCUGGGGGGCUGUGCCGCGGCUGCUCCGGGGGCUGUGCCGCCCGGCAUGGGGUCCCCUCGCUGGAGGCGGCUCUGCCUCUUGCUCCUGGCGGGUUUAACAUCCUCCGUCAUCCUCUACGGGCACUACUACGCCACGGUGGAGGCGCCCACCGGCCAGCGGCUCCUGGCCAGCCUGCUGCAGCCGGAGCCGCUGGUCCUGGCUCCUUCGGAGACGCUGAGCCGAGCAGGGAGCCGUGGCUGGGCCCAGGAAGGCGGGUCGGAGAGAGGGAAGUCCUUUAAACCUUCCUCUGAGCUGCUGAAGCCCAAACUCGCCAAAACCCAGCCCAGCACUUGCCUCCGCUCGGUGACGGCCAGAGCAAAGGCAGACCCCAAGUUUGGGGAGCUCUUCCACUUCGACGUCCCCGUGCUGAUGUGGGACCAGCACUUCAGCCCGGAGACCUGGGACAGGCUGAAGGCGCGACAUGUCCCAUACGGCUGGCAAGGCUUGUCCCACACAGCCAUCGGCAGCACACUCCGGCUCCUCAACGCCUCCUCCAACAGGCGCCUCUUCGACAGAGACGACUUCCCCAAGGGCUGCGUGCGCUGUGCCGUGGUGGGCAACGGCGGCAUCCUCAACGGCUCGCGACAGGGCAAGGAGAUCGAUGCUCAUGACCUGGUGUUCAGGCUCAACGGCGCUGUGAUCAAAGGCUUCGAGGAAGAUGUUGGUACCAAGAUCUCCUUUUAUGGUUUCACAGUGAACACCAUGAAGAACUCCCUUAUUGCCUAUGAGGAGUAUGGCUUCACCCAGAUACCCCAGGACAAGGACCUGAGAUACAUCUUUGUCCCCUCGGACGUGCGCGACUACGUCAUGCUGAAGUCGGCCAUCCAGGGCAGCCCAGUCCCCGAGGGCUCAGACAAGGGUGAUGAGCCACAGAAGUAUUUUGGACCAGAGGCAUCUGCAAAGAAGUUCAAGCUGCUGCAUCCAGAUUUCCUACACUACCUAACAACAAGGUUCUUGAGGUCAGAAAUCAUCAAUACUCAGUACGGCUACCUCUACAUGCCCAGCACUGGCGCACUCAUGCUCCUGACAGCACUGCAUACCUGUGACCAGGUCAGUGCCUAUGGGUUCAUCACUGACAACUACGAGCAGUUCUCAGACCACUACUACGAGCUGGAGAAGAAACCGCUGCUGUUUUACGCCAACCAUGACAUGAUGCUGGAGGCAGAGCUGUGGAAGAGCUUGCAUCGAGCAGGGAUCAUGAAGCUUUACCAGCGGUGAGGCAGGGCAGCUGCCCAGAGGGUCAAGCCCCUCGGACUCUUGCUGUGUCACAGAAGUGGUUCUUCUCCUCUUUCCUGAAGGCCCCCUUCACUUUCCUAAGGCCCUCCAGGACUUGUAGACUAGCUGUUGUGGCACAGGCCCUCUACACUUCAGUUGCUGGCAGCUGCCCACCAACUUGGAGCUGGGCAGCAGUGCAGGUAGUGAUGGUGGUAAGGGGCAGGCCAAAGGGGUUAGGGAAAUGCAGCAACAUUUCCUCGGGGAUCUGCAGGAACUUGUUUUGUGGCCUAGUGUAACUGAACAUGGCCUUUGUGGCACCAAGAAGCACCACUGCACGUGGCUGUGACCUCCCAGUGCCGUGAACAGCUCUGUGGGGCAACAGCAGCCCCCUGGGAAGAACUGUGCUUGGCUGCCAGGAGGGGCAGGAUGAUGGUGGAAGAGGACACUGGAGAAGUGUGGGUGUAACAGCCCCACUUUUUUUUUUUUUUUCCUUCCCUUCCCUGGAGAUUUACAGCCUGCUUUCUAUGACUGUAAAGCCUCUGGCUGGAGAACACCAGCUGGUCCUUUACCUUUCUAUCAUACUCCAGCACCAAGACCCAUCAGCCCAAAUACUCCUCACCAUGGUGAGACCACAAUGGGCAUGAAUCCUUAGAGCAGACAGUUUAACUAACCAGAACGGUGGUGUGUUUGGAGGACACCUCUCUUGGCCUGCAUAAAGCCUGACUGCCACAAAGCUCUGGAUUGACACACACAUCUUUCCAGAAGGAUCUCUUUGCCUCUAUCACCAGAAGACAGCAGAGGCUUGCCUGACUUCUGUGACAGACAUAAGGAUAUAAUGUGUCUGCAGUUUUUUCUUUUCCCAUUUUCUAUGUUGUGUUGGUCAAGGCAAUGAAGUGUCUUAAAAAAAGAACAUAUCCAUCAGGUAAGACAAGGAUUACUGCAGCUCCACUGGGGCAUCAAAAAGGUGGGUGGCCUUUGAUCCUCCAGGAGAGGAGUUAGCCUAGUGCCCCCUCCCCCCCCUUUUUUUUUUUUUUGCACUGGGAUCAUGCGAUGCCCUCCACAUGCUUUAAGAAAGCAGCUCCCCACCCCCAAACCAGCUGGGUUAGGGAACCAACAGCUCAUGGUGCAAGUCUAAGCUAUCAUCAGUCUCAUUAGGAAAAAAAAAAAUCCAGGAGGAAAAGGUCUUGAACCCCUCAGCUCCAUGCUGUAAGCCAAUGCUGCAUAACUAGGGGCUGCUCCUCCAGCAGCUGGAGGCUGGCUGGAGGGAUGGCACUACACAAGGGAGGGGAUGGUGUAAUCUGAAACAUUUUCCCACUUUGUAUAAUUGCAUAAAUGUUGAAUGACCAUUUUCUUUUA